AUGGCCGAAAAUACCGCAUUCUCCUCGUCUGGCGAGGAUGCUAUGACGCGCCCUGUUGAACUGAACGAGACUGAGGUUGCACCUGCACGCGAUUUAUCUCCUGAAGAAUUCGCUGCUUUCUACGAACUUGACCGUGUAGCCUCCGAGAUCAACUCAGGAGGCUUCAAACGCACCGCAUUACAGUUUCCAGAUGAACUACUACCCGAGUCGGUCCCGAUCUAUCGCUCCCUCAAGCGCAAGCUAUCCGAAGAUCGCGAACUUUAUGUUCUCGCAGAUACCUCAUAUGGUAGCUGUUGUGCAGAUGAGGUCGCUGCGCAGCACGUAGAUGCCGAAGCCAUCGUACAUUUUGGACACGCAUGCAUGAGCAAAACCUACCGAAUGCCCGUGAUAUACGUAUUUGGCAAGAAAGAUCUCAAUCCAACCGACGCUGCGCAACAGCUUGUCAAGGCGCUCAAAGAUGGUGGCCAUGGCGAUCUUCCUCAACGAGUCGUUCUCAGACAUGACGUCGCCUACAUACACUUGGCAGGCGCAAUACGAGAUGCACUGGACGAGGCGCUAUCUCCUGGAAUAGAAGUGCUUUACCACGAGAUCCCCAAUCGCCUAGAGCCUGCAUCCUCUCAACCAGAGGCCUCAUCUACACCAUUACCGUCAACAUCCGAAGUUUCUGAGCCUAUACUCUAUGUUGGACCAGAGAGCCUCGGCCUAACUAAUCUUCUCAUGACGCAUGCCGCAGCCCCGAUAUACCGAUACGACCCAUCAACUAGAACAGCAUCUCUCGAAUCAGGAAGGACGAACAAGCUGCUCAUGCGUCGUUAUGCCGUAGUGCAACGGGCGCGCGAUGCAGACGUGUUCGGCAUCCUGGUCGGCACGCUCGGCGUUGCAUCGUACCUUCCUCUGAUCAAGCAUCUCCGCUCCAUCCUCGCCGCAGCACACAAAAAGUCGUAUACGGUCUCCGUUGGCAAACUCAACCCGGCCAAACUGGCCAACUUCGCCGAGAUUGAGUGUUUUGUGCUCGUCGCAUGUCCGGAGAACAGUGUCAUAGACGCAAAGGAGUUCUACCGGCCGAUUGUCACGCCCUACGAGCUGACCAUCGCGCUUGCUCGUGAACCUUCGUGGGGCACAAGAUACGAGCUUGACUUCGGGCGCAUACUCUCAGACUCUCCCGGAGCGACAGAGCCAGCAGAGACCGGUUCAUCGAGUGCGGACGAAGAAGAGCGAGAUCCGGAUGCGCCCAGCUUUUCGCUCGUAACAGGCAAGUACCGCACCGCCACGCGCUAUCACGAUACGGAAGCAGCUCACGUUGACGAGGCAAGCCAAGAACUUGUCCUGCGCUCAGAAGGCACUGUCGCGACGCUCAAGGACAGUGCGGCCGGCGCAUUCUUGCAAAGGAGGCAUUGGAAGGGGCUUGAGGUACGAAGUGGGAUGGAUGCGCUGUCUGUGCUCGAGCAGGGCCGUGAAGGCGGAUCAAUCAUCGGUGUAGACGCAUGUUCCGUGAUUAAUCAAAGAGAUCAUGAUCGAAUGCGCUGGGUCUGCAUGAACAUAUCCAAAGUCCGACAUCAUACUCUACACGCCAAAAUGCACGAAAGGAACCCACCUCUAGAACCUGUCCUCGCCAACCUUAUCCUUCAGAGCUAA
Molecule: messenger RNA, 1635 nt
Organism: Peniophora sp. CBMAI 1063
Lineage: Eukaryota; Fungi; Basidiomycota; Agaricomycetes; Russulales; Peniophoraceae
Source: the annotation of a GenBank genome assembly